AUGCGUUUCAUCCAUCGAUCACAGGCGAACGAGCGGAAGGGAACGUUCAAGGUGGAAUACCUGCAAAAAAUUGAACGAGAAAUUCAGGACCGCUGGCAACGGGACAAAGUGUACGAUGUGGACGCACCGAAGGAACCGCGCAAGCAGAACGAUGAAAAAUUCCUGGUCACCUUCCCGUACCCGUACAUGAACGGGCGGCUCCAUCUGGGGCAUGCGUUUUCGCUAUCGAAGGCAGAAUUUGCCGUGCGUUACCACCGGCUCAAGGGAAAGAAGGUGCUGUUUCCGCUCGGAUUCCACUGCACUGGCAUGCCGAUUAAAGCGUGCGCCGAUAAGCUAAAGCGCGAGAUCGAGCUGUACGGAUGUCCACCGGUAUUUCCGAAAGAGGAAUUAAUAGUGGUGGAAAAACCCGACGAGCACGAUGUCGUACCAAAAGAUAAGAGCAAAGGCAAGAAGAGCAAGGCGACGGCAAAGGCCGGUACGGCGAAGUUUCAGUGGCAGAUCAUGCAAAGUCUGGGCCUGGGUGAUGAUGAAAUCGCCAAAUUUGCCCACACUGACCACUGGCUGGAGUAUUUCCCUCCAUUGGCGAUACGCGAUUUGAAGGAACUGGGCGCACACAUCGACUGGCGUCGUACCUUCAUCACGACGGAUGCGAACCCAUUCUACGAUUCCUUCGUACGCUGGCAGUUCAAUCAUUUGAAGGCCCGUGGAAAGAUUAUGUACGGCAAGCGCCACACGAUCUACUCCCCAAAGGACGGCCAACCAUGUAUGGACCACGAUCGUUCGUCCGGUGAGGGCGUUGGUCCGCAGGAAUACACUCUGAUCAAGAUGAAGGUGACGGGUGUGAUCCCCGGGAAGCUUGCGCAGGUUGCUGGAAAGCGACCGGUUUAUCUGGUGUGUGGCACUCUGCGCCCGGAAACCAUGUACGGUCAGACGAACUGCUGGGUGCAUCCGGACAUCAAGUACAUCGCGUUCGAGACGGCAAAGCACGAGGUGUGGGUUUGUACGCGUCGUGCAGCACGAAACAUGGCCUAUCAGGGCUUCACUACGGUCGAGGGCGAACUGAAUGUCCUCGGUGAGCUCGUUGGGCAGGACAUCAUGGGUCUACAGCUGUCCGCUCCACUCACCUCGAACAAAACCAUCUACACACUGCCCAUGCUGUCGAUCAAGGAGGACAAAGGCACGGGCAUCGUGACAUCCGUACCGUCCGAUUCACCGGACGAUUACGCCGCACUGGUCGACCUGCAGAAGAAGCAACCGUUCCGGGAGAAGUACGGCAUCACGGACGAGAUGGUGCUGCCCUUCCAACCGAUCCCGAUCAUCGACGUGCCUGGGCUCGGAAACCUGUGCGCCGUGUACGCGUACGAUAAGUUCAAGAUUCAGAGCCAAAACGAUCGCGAAAAGCUCGCCGAAGCCAAAGAGCUGGUCUAUCUGAAGGGUUUCUACGACGGCGUGAUGCUGGUAGGCGCCCACAAGGGCAAAAAGGUACAGGACGUAAAGAAGGACCUCAAGCAGUACCUCAUCGAUCGGAACGAGGCGGAUGUGUACUACGAGCCGGAGAAAACGAUCAUGUCCCGAUCGGGGGAUGUAUGCGUGGUGGCCCUUUGCAAUCAGUGGUAUCUGAAUUACGGCGAGGAGAGCUGGCAAAAGCGAACGACCGAGCAUCUGCACACGAUGGAGCUGUUUCACGAGGAAGUUUCGCGUAAUUUCGAGCACUGUCUCGAUUGGUUGCACGAGUACGCCUGCUCGCGUACGUACGGACUGGGUACGAAGCUGCCCUGGGACCAGCAGUGGCUCAUCGAAUCGCUUUCCGAUUCCACCAUCUACAUGGCGUUCUACUCCGUCGCACAUCUGUUGCAGGCUGGCUCGUUCCGAGGUGAAAAACCAAGCCCACUCGGUAUCACUGCCGUGGACAUGACACCGGAAGUGUGGGACUACAUUUUCUUCGCCGACUCGAAACCUCCCGCAAAGAGCCGGGUCAAGCGGGAAGCACUCGAUCAGCUGAAGCGCGAAUUCAACUACUGGUAUCCGGUUGAUUUGCGAGUGUCCGGUAAGGAUCUGAUCCAGAACCAUCUCACUUUCUUCCUGUACAAUCACGUAGCGAUCUGGCCGAAAGAACCCGCGAUGUGGCCAAGAGGUGUACGCUGCAACGGUCACCUGUUGCUGAACUCCGCGAAAAUGUCCAAAUCGGACGGUAAUUUCCUCACGCUAUACGAAUCGAUCGGCAAGUUUAGUGCGGACGGAACGCGCCUGUGUCUUGCCGACGCCGGAGACAGCAUCGAGGAUGCGAACUUUGUCGUGACCAACGCGGACGCAGGUAUCCUCCGUUUGUACACCUUCAUCGAGUGGGUGAAGGAAACGCUCGCCUCCAAACCGCUGCUGCGAAAGGGACCACAAGACGCGAGCUUCAACGAUCAGGUGUUCCUGAGCGAGAUGAACCUGCUGACGAAGCAGACGGACGAGUACUACGGCAAGAUGCUGUUCAAGGAGGCCCUACGGACGGGUUUCUUCGAGUUUCAGUCGGCGCGUGAUAAAUACCGCGAGCUGUGCGGGUCGAACGGCAUGCACGCGAAUCUCGUGAUGGAAUUCAUCCGCCGGCAGGCAUUGCUGAUUGCACCGAUCUGUCCCCACGUGGCGGAACACAUUUGGUGCGAUCUGCUCGGCAAUAAAGCGUCCAUUUUGCACGCUUCUUGGCCCACGGUUGGUGCGAUCGACGAGCGAAAGAUCAAGUGUUCCGCCUACCUGAUGGAAGCGGCCCAUUCGUUCCGUUUGGCGCUGAAAAACGCCACCCAGCAGAAAGCGGGCGCGAAAGCGGGUGGCACAGGGAAAAGCCAACAACCUCCGGCCGCGAAACCCAGCGACGGCACCAUCUGGGUGGCGAAAACGUUCCCACCGUGGCAGUCGUGUGUGCUGGACACGAUGCGUGAGCUGUUCGAAAGGGAAGGUAAAGGUACGUUGCCCGAUAACAAGAUCAUUGCAACGGAGCUCGGCAAGAAGGAGCUGCUGAAGAAGUACAUGAAGCGGGUGAUGCCUUUCGCACAAAUGAUCCGUGAGCGGGUGGAGGCUGUCGGUGGACCGGGCAAGCAAGCGAUGGACGUGACGCUGGACUUCGACGAGCGAGAAGUGCUGGGAAUGAAUGCGGAUUAUCUGCGGAAUACGCUCGAGCUGGAUACGCUCACGUUUCAGUACACGGAUCAGCCGGAUACGCCGGAGAAAAUGCGCGAAGAGGUCCGUCCCGGGGUGCCGUUUAUCGUGUUUACGGUGAAACCGUUCGUCACGGUAACGCUCGAGAAUCCGGUCGAACGGUCGGGGCUGUUUACGGUGACGACGAAUCUGUCCGAUGGCGACACGAGCAAGACGUUGAAGGAGAAGCUUGCCAAACAAAUCGGAUUCAAGGCCGAUAUGUCCGCGCUGGAAAUCAUGCGGUACGAAGAUCCUGUGCUUGGCCCGCGAAGUCUUCCCGCGUUCCAGGAUUAUCGCGCGGGCAAGGUUACGAUCGAGGAGGGACAAUUUACGGUGGAUAUGGAUAAGAAACAGGUGCUGCUUAGCAACGGUGCCUUCAAAGACUUGAACAUUGGCACGAAUUUUAUCUACAUCAUCAACUGAGGCGAGCCCGUUCGUUAAAUUAUAUUGAAUUAAUGCUGAAAUAAACGAUAUGAAUUC
This is a messenger RNA of Anopheles nili, 3660 nucleotides long. RefSeq names its product leucine--tRNA ligase, cytoplasmic (gene LeuRS). The transcript has 2 exons. The record is from RefSeq and is a predicted model, not a curated record. Gene Ontology annotation, biological process: leucyl-tRNA aminoacylation. NCBI's taxonomy places the organism in Eukaryota, Metazoa, Arthropoda, Insecta, Diptera, Culicidae. The coding region runs from base 1 to 3603 and encodes 1200 amino acids. Gene Ontology annotation, molecular function: leucine-tRNA ligase activity; aminoacyl-tRNA deacylase activity; ATP binding.